GAGGUGGGGAGAGGAGGGGUGUCGAGGUGUGACUCUCGCCCCGGUCAGGGGGCUGUCUCUGAAGAAGACGCUCUGCUCUCUCCCCAGAGCCUCUCUGACCACGCUGUCGGCACAGACCCACCAGCAGAGAGGACAGGUCAAAGGCAUGCCAGCUUUUCCAUGAUGCCUGGCCAGUAACACCAGCCAUGACCUGGAGGGACAGGGACAAGAGGUAGUUUGGCCUUCUUAGCGAGGUCAGCCCGGAGCUCUGCCCGUUGAGGAGAGACCUUCAGAGGUGUUGAAUGAUGAGUGCGAUAAUGCCAACUCCUGCUGCUCUGUGGUGAACUGUGUCGCCAAACUCAAAUCUCUUUAGACCUGAAGCUGGACUUAGCCCACGGUCCUGGUCUUAGAAGGAAAUGCUGUCUCCUCUGUGAUCAUCCCUCAACUCUGAACAUCUUCCAUUGAAAAACUGACCACCUGCGCUAGGAGGCAAGGAUCAAAUGGGUUGAGAACAGCUGGCCCUCCUUGUUUUUGGCAAAGAGGAUUCUUUGAUAUAUUUUUAAGUGCCAGAACAUGAGACAGUAAAUCCCUCCUCCCUGCACUUCUGCCUCCUGCAAACAGCCCAGACUGCAGUCCAAGCCAGCCAGCUAAAGGGUUAACCAUAACCAGAUGCCUGAAUGGCUGCCUUACUGAUCCCACGGAGGAACAGAGGGAUGAGGACUCGCCUGGGCUGCCUGUCUCACAAAUCAGACUCAUAUAAUGAUUUCACAGCUAUUCUUCCGGACAAGCCCAACCGGGCUUUGAAAAGACUGUCAACAGAAGAAGCAACAAGAUGGGCAGACUCUUUUGAUGUCCUUUUGUCCCAUAAAUAUGGACUGGCUGCUUUCCGUGCUUUCCUGAAGACCGAGUUCAGCGAGGAAAACCUGGAGUUCUGGCUUGCCUGUGAGGACUUCAAGAAGACCCGCUCAGCAGCCAAGCUGGCUGCCAAGGCUCAGCAGAUCUUCGAGGAGUUCAUUGACGUGCAGGCUCCUCGAGAGGUGAACAUAGACUUCCAGACACGGGAGCUGACGAGAAGAAAUGUGCAGGAGCCCUCUCUCUCUUGCUUUGAUCAAGCUCAGGGGAAGGUGCGCAGCCUGAUGGAGAAAGACUCGUAUCCCAGGUUCCUGAGAUCCAAAAUUUACACUGACCUGCUGUCUCAAACCCAGAGGAGGCUCAGCUAGAGCAGCUGUGGGGCCUUCAGAAACCAUGUGCUUCCCACAAGAGCCAAAACCCAUGUCUAAAUGUGAAAAUUUCUUGGUGUUAAAAGCAGUGGGAAUGAGAAAAGAGGGAGAAAGGGAAAAGGAGGCUUCCAGAUCAUGAUCCAGGUGUGGUAUUAAGACUCUUUGACUUCCUGUGUUUCUUUUUUUGGUUAGCAGUAGCACCUUGCAGUUGUUGCCUCUCUCUAGCACAAACCCACAAUCCUCUCUAGUCAUGAGGUUAUCUGUUGGGAAGGCAGGUUUCCUUUAAAAUUACUGCAUUGGUUUGUGUGUAAAUAACACCAUGGCACCUUUCCAUCCUUCCAGACAUCUCCCUGGCUCUCACCUCUCCCCUGUGCUUGGAAGGGCCCUAAGGGCUAUUCUGACUCUUGUGAAGCCAUGUCCAGCCCAAAUCAGUGUCUCCCACACUGGCUGCUGAGGUCUGCACCCCGAGACCAAGGGGAGGGAGAGAGAAGGAGAAGGCACAUAGUUCAUGCUGCUUCUUAGAGCAGAAACCAUCAGCAAACUCAGCUCACCUUUCAAUUUUGGUUGUACACCUUAUGACACCAGCUGCUACCCCGUCACAGCCCCUUACCUUUCAGGGAUGGAGACCAAGGGUUGUUUUCCAUAGGACUGCUAAGGAGCUGAGAUUUUCCCAUGAGGAAGAUAAUCCCAAAUGCUCUCACUAGACAUGGUCAGACGAGUCUUCUAGUGUAAAUGAUCGUUUUUCAUUAAUAUUAUUUAUUUGUGCUGUAGCUCAGCCUCAGGAUCCCCAAUCAUUGCUCAGUCUUCGUUGUGUUAGGCACUGUACCAAAACCUAACACGAAGAGGCUUCUGGCUGCCGCAGACAUUAACAUGCUUGAUGGCUUCUCAGCAAUGAUCUGUCAGCUGCUGGGAGAGAGUCAAGAGAAGGAAUGUCCCCUCUGCCCCUUACUGAGAUGUAAGAAAAGCACAAGACCUGUCUGCUAUGGUAGACGGUUAUUUUUUAUGUAGUACCUGACCAGCGCAUGGCAACAUGAAAAAUCACAAUUAUGUUUUUAUUAUUCACUGAUUAUUGACUGUCGUUACCUACCGAUUGUCUACUGUGGGUUCAAUGCCAACUACUAAAGACAUAGACCCUGCUGCAUGGUGCUUGUUUCACACAGGAUACAGGGAAGCAUGGGGUGAGCAGGACGGGCGUCCAGGUGUGCAGUGGGGUGUGAGGUGUUCUUUGGCCCUAUUCCCGUAGCCUGGAUAGCCACUGCAGGAGAAGACUGUGCAGAUGUCAGUGGUGUAGCAGAUCCUCUGUGCUGUGCAAUAAUUCCUACCAUCUAAUGGCCCCAUUUCCAUGGCAUUGCUGUUCCAGCUUGUCAGAUUCUUGCAAUAUUUUCUACUGGAGAAGCAGACAGCCUGUCUUUGGAUUUAAACCUACAGACCAGAGGUCUGUUUUCUUAAUUUUAUGAAGGUCUGGAAAGUGACCCCAUGGAUCUUUUCCUUCUCUCCAUUAUCGACAGAGGCUUUAAACCUCUGCUCUGUACGAGGGUGGUGGGUAGGUUGGAUACAUCAGAAACCUGCUGAUAAAGAUUUAGUGUAGUGUGGUGUAAACUAGGUAGAGUGAAUUCUAAAGCUAAGCAUGACGUGUUUGGAAUGAGAUACAAAGAGCCUGUUUGUAUAUUAAAAAUUAAUGUCCAUGAACCAGGUAGGAAACAGUUUUUGAGGCUUUUUGUAAGGAUGCUGUGCAGAACAUUAGGACAAAUAGCUUUAGGAGCAAGAUGGAGAUGGUAAACAUGUUUGGUUUAUUUGGAGGUGUAUUCCUGUGGUUCCUAAGACACUAAUGUCCAAAUACAGUAGAAUUGCAAAUUUUAUAUUCAGUAGGGAAACCUGCUUUUCAGUACCUGUUCAGUCAGCAACAGAAUUCCUCAGGUCUUUGGUAGGCAAAUAUCAUCUCCAGUUAACCUUCCCUGAGGAGUGGCCAGAAAAAGCAACAUGCAUCCUGGCCACUGUUCUAAGCUGUCCUUUGCCACUGCAAGGACACCUGAGGAUCAGGAGUGUGGUGAGAGACGUGGCAUUCUGCAGCCACACUCAGGUUCAACUUUUGGAAUUGUAGAGGUAUAUGAUGUCCCUAAUGUGUGUCCAGAGAGGCAGUGCUCAAGGUCUGAAUGUUGCUUUGCAAAUUUGACUGUAGUGGCUUCAGGCAAACUGUCUGUGCUACUUGUUUGAAAGUGGGAGCAAUGAGAUAGGUCUGGGAAAUGCCCUGGAUUUGCCAUGAUUCAUCCAUGAACCAAGGGGUCCAAUGUUGUCCAAAGCUUUAUGGCAAAAAAGGUACCUGACAAAGAAGGUGUAGUGGCACAGGUGUCUGGGGAAACUUGUGUAAUGCUGUGGAAGAAAUCAAAGAUGGAAGGAAAGGAUAAAGAGUUGUGCAUCCAGUGGCUGUUCCUGGUGGUAUCUGGGCCAUAGGAAGUGGAGCAGAGUCACAUCCCCUGUAUAGCCCCCUCCUGAUACAGGGGAUGAGGGCAAACCCCCCUCCACGUUGUGGUGAAACACUCUCAGCAUUUGACUUGCAAGGGAGGAUUGAAAGCUUCCCUCACUGACUGUGAGGAGAGACUGGAAGAACUGCCCUUUCCAAGAAACACUGUCUAAUACACCUGUGUAACACAGGAUGGACUGGGAUCUCUCAGGGGCACAGGCUGUUUUGGCUGAAAUAAUUCCCCUUGAGAUGGCCUGUGGUCCCAGCUGUUGCCAGUGUCACUGCAGCUGUGAUCCCACUGCUGCCAAAUGGUAGCUCAGCUUCUUGACACUGUGGCAUCAAAUGAGUCCUACAAGGGGUAAAGAGAGGCCACCUUGUCUGCCCCUGCCUUCCUCACUUCCAGCUUUCUCUUGCCUGCACAUGCAAAAGGCAUCCCAGUGCUGCCCAGGAUGCAAGAGCCAGCAGCAGGAGGCUUAUGCAGUCAUAGCUUUUAUAAUGGCCAGUCUUCGCGAGCAAAGAUCCAGGGAAGGUCUUUACACCUUCCAGCCUGCGCAUUGGAUUUUUUAGGUGAGACACAGUGUGCGCGGAACUGAGCCCACCCUUUAAUCCUAAGGUUCAUCUGCUGGGGCCAAGCGAGCUUGGACGGUGGCAGUGAGGUCCUUAGGACGUAGAUGGAUUGCCUUUACAGGGCUAAUGAGCUCCAUCUGCCCGGGGAGUGUCCCUGACCGGGAAUCGAACCCGGGUCUCGGCAGUGACAGCGCCGCACCCUUAACCACUAGACCACCAGGGGCUCCAGUCAUAGCUUUUAAAGAGAAGACAAAAGGCCAUGUUAACUGCCUUGUGGUACUUCUCUACAAGCCCCUGACAGGCUUUCUGAGUGGGCUUGGAUGGUGCUGACCUCUAGUGCCUGCUGAUGCACCCCAGAUGAGGCUCUGCAGCAAAGCCCCCCAUGGUGGGGAGGGUCACAGAUACAGCCAGGAAAGGAGGACACAGAAGAAACAAGAGGUUUGUGUCAAGGAAUGGGAGUCAGGACAAUCCCCAGGCUUCCCUGAUGGCUACAAAGGCUGGUCCUCUUCAGAAUGUGACUCCAGGAGGUAACAUCUCUCCACAAGCUCCUCCAGCAUUGGUGCUGUUGUCCUUUCAGUUUAUGUCAGAACUCAUGAUGAAACUUCAAAGUAGCCAACACCCUGUAAAUCCAAACUCCCCACUCUCCUCCAUCAACCUGGGAAAUUGCUUUGAGUGGGCACAUCCAGAGAUGCCAUUGCUGCAGUGCUGACAGGAGCUGCAAUCACACUGGCUGAUAUAGAAGUGUUUUGCCCGUUAAAGUUGUGCCAGAUAACAUCCUCUGCGGGAAACAUCAUCCUAGAGCACAGAGUGGAGCAAAAGUAUUGUCUGAGGCAUAUGAGUCUAUCACAGUUAUUUUUGUUGCUGUCCUUACAGUUCACAUCUCUUGAAGGAAAGCAGACUAGUUAUUUAAAGCAAUAUUGUAGUUUUCUUAAACAAAAAAUUGGCACCAGUUGCUCCUUUUAUCCCAAAUGUCAGUCUGAAGUGAAUUAAAAUAGACAGCCUAUGGCUCUUCCCCUUAAACCAGGGGCUGAUCAAGGAAAUAAUGACUGAACCAGAACUUCAGAGAGCACUGAGUGAUGACUAAUCCCUAUCAAGGACAAAUAUUCUGUCUUUGAUUCAUCUCUUCCUAGUGUGAAAGGGAUAUUCAUAACUUACAAACCCCAUUUCUCUUCUCCACAAGCCCACACCUUCAAAAUUUUCCUCCCGUUCCUACUAGUGUCAGAGUGUGCCAUCACAUGAAGACGGGAAAAAAAUUGGUUCACUCAGCUGUUUUUAUUCUGUUUGCUGGUACAUAUCCAGUCAGCUCCCAAGUCCUUUGAUAGCAAAAGAGUUUACAAAUCUCCUUCCUCUUUUCUAUAAGCUUCAAGUGGUGUUAACUCCAGGAUGGAGAUGCAGAACCGCAAUCUGCUUUAAGAUUCUUCUGCUUUGGGAUGAUUUCCAUGACUUUUAGUGGACUCCUUAAUGUACAGAGGGGUCUGUGUCCUCACACUGGGAGGUGUGAGGGGCAAAGUCGCUCUGGUCUAAGCAGGGGAGGAAAAUUGAUGUGUGUGUGUGUCUGCAGGUGUGGGUGGGGAGAGCGCAUGUGACUUCAUGUGUACCUUAUUUAGUGUCCUCUACUACAGAAACUUUUCUGAGACAUAGAUGUGCAUGUUAAAGUAGGAGAAUUAGGCACAAAUGACAUAAAAUGAGAAUUUUUAGCCAGUGUUGUGUUUGCCUUGUGUGUAAGUUUGGCUAGUAUUAAGAGAUGUAAAACUCUGCUAGGCUUCCAGUUACCCAUAAGAGCACAUGUAUCAAACUGAACUGAAUGUUCACUGAUAGACACAAAACCAAAAUGUUUACAGCGUUCAGAGCAAUAGCAAAGCAUACCUCAUGCCAGUCCUGGAGUGCCUCUCACCCAUCAGUGUAAGCUCUCCCCUUCCUUGAGGCCUCUUGCUUCUCCCUUCAAAGCCCUCUCUCCUUCUAUGUCCUGCCCUGGGGAUCCUUCCUCCUCCUUAUACUUUCCUCCCUGAAGUUCUCCAAGCACCUUUCCUUCCUCCAGCACUGUCUGUCCCUGUAUAUCUGAGCCUAAGUCUCCCAUAACUCCCCCCAUGCCCUCCUGUUUCCCUACUCUCCAUCCCCAUCAAUCCCUUAUCUCUUCUUUGCCUUUUCCUUUCCCAGACAGUUGUCUCUGGCCAUGCCACCUCCCUCCUACACACCUCCAACUGUCAUUGUAAAGCUCCUAGUAGCUAUUCCUUGCCCAUUAUAUAAGAACAAAAUGUUUCACAUAAUUUCUGCAUUAUCUUUCGUUCCUGGGGCUGCUGCACUUGUCCUUUUCCUCGGUGCUGUGCUCCCUCCAGCAUCGUAGCAUUAUAUCCCAGAAUUAAAGUCCAUUUUGCUGCUAAAACAGAACACUUCUCUCUACCGUGCCCCCACCCUGGGCUUUGCAGAGGCUCUUCUUGUCCCCAGUAUUUUGUCUUCCUUCUUUUCCCAUCCACGCUCCAUGUUCUGUGCUUGUGGUAGGGGCUGGCUGGUGGAGAGGGUAGCCGUGCUGUGCAGAGGCAGUGGCUGCAUCAGCAGGGUCACAGCUGGGCUUCCCCUUCGCUUUCUGGUACAUAAAAAAUGGUGUCAAUAAAGGUUUUGUUGUACUUGUUUGGUGGAGUCAGCUGUUCUGCUCUGUGCCUCCUCUUGCUUUUACUGGAGGGAUGUAUCUCUAAUUUGAGACUACUCCCUAAACUCAAGAGUUCAGGGAACAGGGCAUUGGAGGGAGGUGGCAGAAGGGAAUGAGUUUUUUAUCAAAAAACCCAAACAUUUCUGGCACAGAAGUACAGAAGAAAAGGCAGAAGAAAGGUCCGUACUUCUGGAGGGACCUGGUGUACCAGGGAGCUAUGGGGACCAGCUGUGGGAUGAAUUGUUUGUCUCAAGUAGCCCCUCAAGUCCCAGUUUGCAUCAUGGGCUGCAUGCCCCAGGCUGGAUCUAAAACAUGACAGAUGAGGAGCUGCUCAGCUUUGCAUUUACAACGUAGAUAACAGUGUUAUCCUAAGAGAAAUGUCUUCACGUUGCUCUAUCAGUGCCUGCAGCCACCAGACAAAAAGCAAGAAGGGGAAGGAAGGCACCUUCUGUUGUGUUUACUCAUGCAGGUCUCUGCAGGAUUACUGGCAAUGAAGGGAGCAGGAUACAAGUACAUCCUGGGGUAGACCCCCUUCCUUAAAAACCACGAUUGAAGAUCUCCUCUCCUUAUAACCUCUCCCCUCUACCUCUAGAGGACUUGCUUACUCCUCUACAAGCAACCCAAAUCAGACAUGUAAGAGUUCAGAUUUGCCUUUAAGCUCUCUGGCACCUCCACCUUCAGAGGGAUGGUAGUGUCCCACUGGUAGGAGGGGGCCUUGAGGACCUGAAUCCAAACUCAAGCAUCAAAUAAGACUGUUUUAGGUAAUAAAGAUGUCUUGUUCCUGUGGAAACACACUUACGGGUGUCUCAGAAGAGACUGAGGAUGGCAGUACUGUAUGGGGUGAACUCAGAAGUGAGCCACCAGGUAGAAAGACUAGCUCAAAAGAGUUUCCCUAUGCCACAUUUUUAUUUUAAUGAGAUCCUGAUGCUGUAGCUGCCUCUGCAGUGUUUGGGUGCUGCUGGUGUGGGUAGAUAACAGCAGGAGCUGUUUGGGCAGACCAUGCAGGCUGUUCAGUCUGAUCUCUUCCCGGUCAGGGAAAGGCAUGGGCUCGGGUUCCGUCUGACCUUCCCUCUGCAUUAGCUGCUUGUUUGCUAGGCUCAUCUUCCCUGUGAGGCUGGAGAAACUCCUCGUGUCACCACAUUGUGAAGUGUUACUCACCUGUACUGUAUACAGACCGUGAGGAUGUAAUAAACAGCCUGAGACUA
Messenger RNA from Myiozetetes cayanensis, 8079 nucleotides. Its product is annotated as regulator of G-protein signaling 8. NCBI's taxonomy places the organism in Eukaryota, Metazoa, Chordata, Aves, Passeriformes, Tyrannidae. The transcript has 6 exons. The record is from RefSeq and is a predicted model, not a curated record. Bases 657 to 1199 code for a protein of 180 amino acids.